UCUUCUUCUUGUGCGGUUCCUCCACGGCUCUCCCACAACAAACAUUGCGGCUCUUGGUCCCUUCUGUGCUUCAGACAGUCGGACAUUUGGAGAAAUGUGAGAGGUCACAGUAACUUUUCCACUCUGUGCUAUAAAUGAAGCGGGAGGUUUCGACCUAGCCACCGGCAGCUAGCGUUAACUGGAAGUUGUCGAGCUCGUCAGCACAACUUCACUGCCGCUGCUAACACAAGCUGAACUCGGGCGACCCAGAAAGCCUCCCAGUAUCACACUGCUUAGCUUUUAAAAAGAACACAAGUAACCGGACUGUACUUGUCAUGUAGUCGUUUCACUGCACUGGCCUCCUGUCUAACUACCUUCCGAGGAGGGGUUUGAGAUCUUUCUCCAGUCACAGCAAUGGAUGAGGACACCCCAACCCUGAAGCCCAGACGGAUCCAAAAUCAAAACGUCGUUCAUCGUCUUGAGAGGCGCAGGAUCUGUUCGGGCCGGCCCGGAGCUCACUGGUACAGAGUGCGUUGCUUCCACCAGAACCUUUUCCCCAACUUCACUGUGGUCAACGUGGAGAAGCCCCCUUGCUUCCUAAGGAAGUUCUCACCAGAUGGACGCUGCUUCAUCGCCUUCUCUUCUGACCAGACUUCUCUGGAGAUAUACGAAUACCAAGGCUGCCAGGCGGCUCAGGACCUGCUGAGAGGUCAAGAGGGAGAGACUCUUCUAACGGCCAAUGAUCAGCGUUCUCUCAACAUCCGAGGCCGCCUGUUUGAGCGCUUCUUCUCCUUGCUCCAUGUCACUAAUGUGGCCUCAAACGGAGAACACCUCAACCGGGAGUGCAGCCUCUUCACAGACGACUGCCGCUAUGUCAUUGUCGGGUCGGCUGUGUACGUUCCAGAGGAGCCGCCGCCUUAUUUCUUUGAGGUGUAUCGAAACAAUGAAUCUGUGACUCCCAACCCCCGGUCUCCUCUAGAAGACUACUCCCUCCACAUUAUUGACCUCCACACUGGCAGGCUGUGCGACACUAGGUCCUUCAAGUGUGACAAGAUCAUCCUGUCCCACAACCAAGGCCUCUACCUCUACAGGAACAUCCUGGCUGUGCUGUCGGUCCAGCAGCAGACCAUACACGUGUUUCAGGUCACUCCAGAGGGAACGUUCCUAGAUGUAAGGACUAUUGGGCGCUUCUGUUAUGAGGACGAUCUCCUGACUCUUUCAGCAGUUUACACUGAGGCUCAGGCUGAGAGUCAGCCGGGCUUCCCUCGCCUGUACACUGACAAAACCAUCAACUCCCUCAAGCACAGGCUGCUGGUCUACCUCUGGAGGAGGGCUGAGCAGGACGGCAGCGCCACCGCCAAGAGGAGGUUCUUCCAGUUUUUUGAUCAGCUGAGGAGGUUGAGGAUGUGGAAGAUGCAGUUGUUGGAUGAGCAUCACCUCUUCAUUAAAUACACCAGCGAAGACGUGGUCACACUCAGAGUCACCGACCCCUCGCAGCCGUCGUUCUUCGUUGUGUACAACAUGGUGUCUACAGAGGUGCUGGCCGUCUUUGAGAACACCUCUGACCAGCUGCUAGAGCUGUUUGAGAAUUUCUGCGACCUGUUCAGAAACGCUACGCUACACAGCCAGGCCGUCCAGUUCCCCUGCUCCGCUUCAUCCAACAACUACGCGCGGCAGGUCCAGAGAAGAUUCAAAGACACCAUAGUGAACGCCAAAUACGGCGGGCACACGGAGGCGGUGCGUCGGCUGCUGGGUCAGCUGCCCAUCAGUGCCCAGUCCUACAGCAGCAGUCCCUACCUCGACCUCUCCCUCUUCAGUUAUGAUGACAAGUGGGUGUCGGUGAUGGAGAGACCCAAGACCUGCGGAGACCACCCCAUCAGGUUUUACGCACGGGACUCCGGCCUGCUGAAGUUUAAGAUCCAGGCAGGACUGCUGGGACGGCCGGUAAAUCACGCCGUGCGUCGCCUGGUCGCCUUCACUUUCCACCCCUUCGAACCCUUUGCCAUCUCCGUCCAGCGCACCAAUGCAGAGUAUGUGGUCAACUUCCACAUGAGGCACGUUUGUGCGUAAGGAGCUUGUGUGUCUAUGUGUGACAAUACAACAAACAUGUCCUCCAUCAGGAGGCACAAAACAGUUUGUUCUGUUAGCCGCCCUCUCCUCCUCCCAGAGAAAUCAGCAGUCCUCUCCCUGCAUUCUCCUUCUGAUGGAAACCACUGUUCCUCUCCUCCUUUUUCCCCUCCAUCACACAGUGGUCACUCCACUUCCGCCCCUCCUCCCCCUCCACGAGAAGGCAGCAAUUCUGCCUUUUCCUUUCAUCUGCACCGCCUCGCCUCCUCUUUCCCCCUUCCUCCACAGAACAAAGAGGGACCUGUAGGGAGGAGAGGCUGGAAUAAGUGUAAAUGGAGAUGUAGAGAGAGUGAUUGAUGUGCGACGGAGGUGGGAGCUGCAGGUAGCUGGACCUCUUAGAAGGAACCAGAGGUGUUUUCUUUUUCCUACUGUGCACUGAAAGCUGCACAUUCAUAUCAGAAUUGCUUAUCCAGUUGGUCCAGGACCAGCUGUCCAACAAACUUCCUUUUUUCUCACAUAAAUGGGGAAAGAGGGAAUUUUAUAUUAUAUUGUUUUUACACUUUUUUUUAAAACAUACUACCGCCUGUAUAUAUUUUAUGCCAAUAAAAUUGUCUAAAUUUUU
Dicentrarchus labrax (European seabass) is the source of this 2668-nucleotide messenger RNA. RefSeq names its product DET1 partner of COP1 E3 ubiquitin ligase (gene det1). The transcript is spliced from 9 exons. Gene Ontology annotation, cellular component: cullin-RING ubiquitin ligase complex; nucleus. The record is from RefSeq and is a predicted model, not a curated record. Gene Ontology annotation, molecular function: ubiquitin-like ligase-substrate adaptor activity; ubiquitin protein ligase binding. The coding region runs from base 394 to 2049 and encodes 551 amino acids. Gene Ontology annotation, biological process: positive regulation of proteasomal ubiquitin-dependent protein catabolic process; protein ubiquitination. NCBI's taxonomy places the organism in Eukaryota, Metazoa, Chordata, Actinopteri, Moronidae.